CUCAAGGGCACCCAGAAUAAUCGGACACCUUAUUGGAGGAAGGGAUCAACCCAAGCAGUUUUCUCCCUAAUUUCUUGUCACUACUUCUUCCCCUCUUCCACCUUUCCUCUCUUCACUAUAAUCCUUCUCCCCCCCCCCCCUCCCUUCCCCAGUCAUGGCGUAUCAGACAGAAGUGAUCAGCUCUCAGCCACAGGUCACUGUCACAAGCUACACCAUCUCCUCCAGCACUGCCGAAUGGAGCUCCAAUGUGUGUGACUGCUGUGACGACUGCGGUAUCUGCAUCUGUGGGACAUUCAUUCCCUGCAUCCUGGCCUGUAAGGUGUCUCAGGACCACGGAGACAGCUGCUGCCUGCCCUUCCUCCCUGGAGCCAUGAUAGCCCUGAGGACCAGCAUCCGCAGCAAACACCACAUCUCCGGCUCCGUGUGUGAUGAUUGGGUCGUCAUGUCCUGCCUGCCUCUCUGUGGACUCUGUCAAAUGGCUCGAGAGCAGAAGUCUAGAGGAUGAUUGGUCGGAGGCCUGGGACAGGAUGGGAUUUAGAGACCGUCAAGCAUCCAUUGGAGGCGGAGGAACACCAUGUGUCUCAUGGCACUUGUGGUCUGGUCUGGUCUGUCUGUGAGGGGAAAUUCUGGGUAAAGUUGCACAUCCGCAAAACAAGACCACAUGCAGACAGUGUUGUUUCAUCAUAGGCCGAUAAAACCCCUAAGAAUAUGUAAUACAUGGAAAAUAUACAAAUGUAUUAAG
Molecule: messenger RNA, 742 nt
Organism: Osmerus eperlanus (European smelt)
Lineage: Eukaryota; Metazoa; Chordata; Actinopteri; Osmeriformes; Osmeridae
Gene: cnfn
Product: cornifelin
Exons: 4
Coding region: 155-505 (116 amino acids)
Source: RefSeq, a predicted model, not a curated record